Molecule: messenger RNA, 1119 nt
Organism: Candidozyma haemuli
Lineage: Eukaryota; Fungi; Ascomycota; Pichiomycetes; Serinales; Metschnikowiaceae
Gene: BAT21
Product: branched-chain-amino-acid transaminase
Exons: 1
Coding region: 1-1119 (372 amino acids)
Biological process (GO): L-valine biosynthetic process; L-leucine biosynthetic process
Cellular component (GO): mitochondrion
Molecular function (GO): branched-chain-amino-acid:2-oxoglutarate transaminase activity
Source: RefSeq, a predicted model, not a curated record
AUGACUCAGGCUCCUUUAGACGCUUCUGCUUUGAAAAUCACAAAGACUUCUUCUCCUAAAGAGAAGCUUCCAAACGACCAGUUGGUGUUUGGUAAAACCUUCACUGACCAUAUUUUGGAGGUCGAAUGGACCGCCGAGAAGGGCUGGGGCACUCCAGAAAUCAACCCUUACCAUAACUUCUCCUUUGACCCAUCCACAAUCGUUUUCCACUACGGUUUCGAGGCCUUUGAAGGCUUGAAGGCUUACAGAGACGAGUCCAACAAGAUCAGAAUGUUCAGACCAGACAUGAACAUGAAGAGAUUGAACAAGAGUGCUGAGAGAAUCGUCUUGCCUACUUUCGACGGCGAGGAGUUCGUCAAGUUGGUCAGCAAGUUCGUGGAACUCGACCAGGACUUUGUUCCAAAGGGUAAGGGCUACUCCUUGUACUUGAGACCAACCAUCAUUGGUACUUCUGCUACCCUUGGCGUUGCUGUCCCAGACAGAGCGCUUUUGUACGUUAUUGCAUCGCCAGUUGGUCCUUACUACUCCACUGGCUUCAAGCCAGUCUCUUUGGAGGCCACCGACUACGCCGUCAGAGCCUGGCCAGGUGGUGUUGGUGACAAGAAGUUGGGUGCCAACUACGCCCCAUGCGUGAAGCCACAGUUGGAGGCUGCUAACAGAGGAUACCAGCAGAACUUGUGGUUGUUCGGUGAAGAGAACUACAUCACCGAGGUCGGUACCAUGAACGUGUUCUUCGUGUUCAAGGACCCAAAGACCGGCAAGAACGAGUUGGCCACUGCUCCUUUGGACGGUACCAUCUUGGAGGGUGUCACCAGAGACUCUGUGUUGGCUUUGGCUAAAGCCAGAUUGCCCCAGGACCAGUGGACUGUCUCUGAGAGAAAGUUCACCAUCCAGGAAGUCAAAGACAGAGCUGCCAAUGGUGAGUUGGUGGAGGCUUUCGGUUCCGGAACCGCUGCCGUUGUUUCGCCAAUCAAGACCAUUGGCUGGAAGGGUGAGGACAUUUCCGUGCCAUUGGCUGCUGGCGACGCUGGUGAGUUGACUAUCCAGGUUGCUGAAUGGCUCAGAAAGAUCCAAUACGGAGAGGAGGAGUUCGAGAACUGGUCUAGAGUGGUGGGUUAG